AUGAACUUUUGCAAGUUCACGUUUAUAUUAGUUCUUAACACUGUUUUAUCAUUAGAUAUUGAUUUUCUGUAUGAAAUUGAGAGGUGAAUUCUGAAAUUUGAAGAAAAAUUGGGAAAAUAUUUAAACUGUUUUUUAGAAGAAUCGAUUUUGACAUUGAUCCUUGUGACGACUUUUAUAGACAUGUAUGUGGAGAACCUCAAAAAAGCCUGAACGAUGUACUUCUAGAAGCGUAUCAAAAGGAGAUAGAUGUCAUGGAAAUGCCUGAUGAUGUGAAAUAUGUUUGUGUUAGUUUCUAUUCUUGUUUUUCAACGAUGAAUCAUAUAAUCCUAUUCACAGAACUAUUCGUUAGAUCCGAAUUUUCAUGAUAUGUUCAACAAUUUGAAUCAAAAACAUGCUAUUGAACGUUUGAUCGUAAAAUUUGAGAAAAGGUUUUGUAGAUUCUUUUUUCUUACUUUCAAUCCAAAUUUCAGCUGUGAAAAACAAGAUGAAGAUUAUCGUUCUAUUCUGGCGGUGAUGGGAAACGUUUUGAAUCAUAAUAAAAAUUCUACAAAGUUCAAUUAUUAUAAUCACCUACGAUUUGAUAAAAACUGUUCACGAGCAGCGACAAACUUGAAAAACAUAGUUCAGAGAACAUGGUUGGAAUUGAGAAAAGUUAGUGUUGCUUUAGUUAGCGCAAGCUUUAAAAAUACAGUUACUUUUUUCAGGAAAGACGCAAAAAUGAUAUAUAUCUCAAAAACAUACUUAGCAAUACGUGUGCGUUUUAUUGGUUGAACAAGAACAAACAAGCCUUCCAGCGUCAUUUGGAAUUGUUGGAAAAAAUGAAACAUGAGUUAUUAGAAAUGAACAAGGUUUGAUAUUUUACUUGAUAUAAUAAAAAACAUUUUCAAAAGAUAACUCCGUGGAUAUUAUCUUCAAAUAGCUUGCCAGCAAUGAAUAAAAUGAUCAAUAUGUCAUAUUUGAACACAUAUGCCGAUACUUCUUAUCAACAAAAUGCUGAAGAAACUCGAAACGUUAUUCUUAAUUGUUUUCGAAAGUUUGUCAAAGUCAGUCACAGUUGUUCAUUGAAUCACAAUAGUUUUUCAGGGUUCCAAACGAAAUACGAUUUUUUUGUUACCUUCUCGUGUCUUCCCCAGAAUUCUUAGAUCAAAACAGUUUCCAUGCGUUAAAUAGUAACGGGGAAAUCCUAAUGUUCAAUCCGUUGUUGUCUAUUUUAUCCAAAGAACAAAUUGCUCCGUUCAAAGUAUGUAAUUGUUGAGUUUCUAGUUUUAAAGACAAUAUCUUUUAUAGUAUGGAUAUACGGGUGUUAUGAUGGCACACGAACUUGGACAUAGUUUUAUCAAAUCAACACCAAACUACAUGUUGGUCCCCUAUUUUCCAUCAGAAAUCGAAAAUUGUAUCAAACAGCAGUUUAGAAAGACUUGUGAAUUUUUCAUGAAGGUCAGUUUUGAUAACUUUAGAAUUUAUAAGAAUAUGAUUUAAUAAAAAGGUAUAUUUUUUUCCAGAAAAAUUGCUCUAUUGAUAAAAUGAAAUAUGAUGAAGACGCUGCUGAUAUUUUUGGUAUUCAUUUAGCUUAUCAAAUUUUUGCAAAAAAAUACGAGAAUAAUUUACAAGUAAGUGAAUAUCUUGUAUCAUUAACUAACAUUGUAACUGUUUGUAGGAUAUUAUUGAAAACUCGAAAUAUAAUUUAACUAAUCAGCAAAUGUUCUAUUAUUCCGCCACAUCUCUUGGAUGUCAAGUUAGUUAUAUUUAAUAAGUGUUUUUAACAAAAACGUCUGUAAACAUUUUCAGUUCAAAACAAAAACAUUAUUACCGAGCAACAAUUAUCAUAGUUCUUAUGAGAGAUCCAAUGCACAAAUGGUUCAGUCAUCUGGUUUUCAACAAGCUUUCAAAUGCGACGAAAAAAGUCGUAUGAUUCAAUCAAAAUAUGUGAGAGAAGUUUUUCAAAAAACAAAGAUAGAUCAGUAUUACAAAAUUUAUUACAGAAAUAUUGUUACAUAUUCGGCAAUAAUGCGUCAUUUAAUUGA
Molecule: messenger RNA, 2024 nt
Organism: Caenorhabditis angaria
Lineage: Eukaryota; Metazoa; Nematoda; Chromadorea; Rhabditida; Rhabditidae
Source: the annotation of a GenBank genome assembly